Messenger RNA from Punctularia strigosozonata HHB-11173 SS5, 886 nucleotides. RefSeq lists its product as uncharacterized. The record is from RefSeq and is a predicted model, not a curated record. Gene Ontology annotation, molecular function: oxidoreductase activity. Bases 20 to 856 code for a protein of 278 amino acids. NCBI's taxonomy places the organism in Eukaryota, Fungi, Basidiomycota, Agaricomycetes, Corticiales, Punctulariaceae. The transcript is spliced from 4 exons.
CGGAUCACGACUCCAUACUAUGUCAGAGCCAUCCUCUGUUACGGCGGCGCUACAAUACGUGGUCACUCCUGCACACGGCGAGAGACUCUUCAGGUACACUAGCAGUGAUCACGCCCAGGGAGGUCGCCUUACGAACAUCGAACGUGAAGAGCAUAAUGUGCAGAUAGAGAACUUACGUGGGAAGGAGAGCGCGGCCACGUUGGACAGUCACGGCUUCCAGUUCUUCCGUCGCCCUGCAAAGCAUCGGGAGUUCCGUGUCGACGAGGACAUCCAGAAGGAAUACUACCUCGAGAGCGAGCACCUGAUCAAGGAGCUUACGGGCGCAUCCAAAGUCGUUUUCUUUGACCAUACCAUCCGCCGCCGCAACCCAGAAUUGAAUGGUGACGACCCUCAGAACCGCCAGCCAGCAGCGGGAGUACACGUUGACCAGACAUCACCCGCGGCAGUAGCUCGGGUUCACCGUCAUCUUCCUGCAGCAGACGUCCCCAGGUUGCUGGAGAAGCGUUUCCAGAUCAUCAAUCUAUGGCGCCCCAUCUCGCACCCUGCGUACGACUGGCCACUAGCCUUGUGCGACUACAGAUCCAUCGACCCAAAGAAUGAUUUGAUUCCAGUAGCGCUCAUUUAUCCCGACAAGGAAGGCGAGACGUACUCCGUGAAGUAUAACCCUAACCAUCGCUGGAAAUACGUUAGGGGUUUAGAGCCCGACGAGGGCGUUCUGAUCAAGUGCUUCGACUCCGUGCAAGAUGGGAGCGUAGCCGUAUUGACCCCUCAUACUGCUUUCGAAGACCCUUCGACUCCCAAGGAUGCUCCGUACAGGCAAUCCAUUGAGCUUAGGGCGCUCGUAUUCUACGAUUAAUUGAUGUUAACAAGUCGAACAUGUUGCAUG